Molecule: messenger RNA, 3514 nt
Organism: Scophthalmus maximus (turbot)
Lineage: Eukaryota; Metazoa; Chordata; Actinopteri; Pleuronectiformes; Scophthalmidae
Gene: sybu
Product: syntabulin (syntaxin-interacting)
Exons: 12
Coding region: 820-2841 (673 amino acids)
Biological process (GO): synapse maturation; axonal transport of mitochondrion
Cellular component (GO): vesicle; cytoplasmic microtubule
Source: RefSeq, a predicted model, not a curated record
UACGCGACUUCCGCUGGUACAGACGAAGAAGGACAGAACAGGUGGAUUGAUAUCUUGAAAUGACGAGCGGUCUUUGUGCUAAGCUAACGGAAGCGGACUCAUGGAUCAAAACAAGACUUUUCCUGCGAAUACUUCGACGGGAAGUGGUGGCCAAGCGAAAAACAUCACCGCAGUAAGGGCAUCCAGCACAGGGCGCCCACGCCUGUCCUGUCCUGUCCUGUCCUGUCCCCGUCGACCCCGCCGCUCCGCUCUCAGCUCCUAAUGUGGCAGGAAAAGUGUGAACAUGGCUUUGGCAGACUGCAGGUCAUUCCACCAUCAUCACCACGGGCCAGUGAAGGGAACUCCUUGACCAGCUGGUCUAUAAACUCCGGCAAAGCAAUCGCUCCUUGCACUUCUGAUUCCAGCCCGAGCGCGGCCACAGAGAACACAACGACGAGGUUGCCUAAAAGUGAUGAAUCAGGGAAACCAAAACCAGCUGCGACGAGGGGCUCUCGUGAACAAGAAUGGCGAAGCGGAUCGGCCAGCGGAUCAUCUAAAAACAUCUAACAUCGUGUGUGUGUCAUCGGCAGCACCUCCCUCCUCCCGCCGCCGACCUCAGAGCAGAGCGGAGGCUGACACCGGCGGAGCAGCAUCAUCAUCAUCAUCCUCAUCCUCAUCAUCCUCCUCCUCCUCCUCAUCAUCAUCAGCAGCAGCAGCAGCAGCAGCAGCAGCAGCAGCAGCAGCGGAGGAGCGACCCCUUUGUGCUUCACCGCUCAACGCGCAUCCUUCUGAGAGGAAAACACCAUCACACAUCCAGGGGGAAACGCCGCGUGAAGCACAAUGGGACCGUUCCAAGAGUACGAGGAGAAGAAGUCCCCAGAGAAGGGGAGCCCCCGCAGCCGCAUCCCGCGCCUGGUCCUCCAUCCCUUCCGACCAACGGACAAGGGGUCGCCUCCGUCCGAGUCCCCGCUCUCGGAGGAGGAGGGCAAGGAGUGCGACGGGAGCUCGGAGCGCUCCAAGAGGACCGUCAGCAGCAACAGCUUCUGCUCCGUAGAUGACACCGGCUGCCCCACUAGUCAGUCUGUGUCCCCCUCCAAAACCCCGUCAGGCUCGGAGCGGAGUGCGCGCGGCUCGCCGGCGCUGCCCGGGCGCAAGGCCGAGGGCAAGCGGGUGAGGGUGAUGGCCGAGGGGGGCGGCGCGCCGCGCAGCGCGCAGCGGCACAAGAGGGCGCUGAGGUCGGCCAUGAAAGCCAGGGGAAGUGAGGCAGACUUCAGCUCCUCCAGCAGCACCGGCAGCCUCAAGACCCGGGAGGGCCUCACCUUCAACUCUGAUGGAAAGAAAGCUCCUUCACGAAGUCGCAGCAGCUACAUCCGACCUCUCCCGGUGUUCAAGCCAGCCGGAAGCUUGGCAGCCAACCAAGAUGCGCAGCUCUACGCUCCGUACAGGACUCCCCCCAGAGCUGCGUCCUCAACCACCAACAGCAGCAGCUGCAACUCCAGCCCCACCUCCAGAAGAGCCAACCUGGGUCGCUACCACUCCUGCGGAGACAACCACGGCGUCAGACCCCCGAACCCCGAGCAGUACCUCACCCCGCUGCAGCAGAAGGAAGUGGCCAUCAGACACCUGAAGACCAAACUGAUGGAGUCUGAGAACAGAGUCCAUGACAGAGAGACGGAGGUUGAGGAGCUCAAGGGCCAGCUCGGCAGAAUGAGGGAAGACUGGAUUGAAGAGGAGUGUCACCGGGUGGAGGCUCAGCUGUCCCUCAAAGAGGCUCGCAAAGAGAUCAGACAGCUCCGGCAGGUGGUGGAGACCAUGAAGAGCAGCCUGAUGGAGAAGGAUAAGGGAAUACAGAAGUACUUCAUUGACAUCAACAUUCAAAACAGGAAGUUGGAGUCCUUGCUGCAGAGCAUGGAGCUCGCCCAGAGCGGUGCCAGCCUACAAGAUGAAAACACCUUGGACUUCAGCUGUGACGGCCCCGACAGUGGUGGGAAGAAGAUGGAAGGGGAGGAGGAGGGUGGGAUGGAGCUGGGAGAUCAAGGGGCGGAGGCGAUGGCCGACAGCGGGCUGCUGGUAAACGACGAGAUGGCCAACAGAGCGGACAUUCUGGAGCAGGUCUUCAUGUCCACUGCGGUGGACUUCAGUCAGGACUCUCUUGACAAGCUGAGGGCUGAGGCGGAGUCUGGGCCUGGGGUGUCAACGCUGUUAGAAGAGGGACAGUCGAUUGAUAAUUCAACUGAAACAACGCCAGCUCUCCCAAAUGCAGUUCCCACCACAGUCCCAUUAUCCUCGAGCACAGUCUCCCAGCAGACCACAGAAGACCAGGGAGUCCAGACCGACACAGCGCCCAUGUCCCCAGACCUGCAGGCUCUGCUCCUCCAGCUGCUGAAGUUCCACGGGUCUUCAGCCGGGGAUAUGGCUCUAUCAGCCUCCAGCAUGCUCGUGGGCCUCCCAAACCCGCCCGCUUCCACCGCUGCUGAUUUCCCCGACUCCACACUUCAUCCGCCCGGCGUGCCCGGCCCUGUUCACCCGGAGAGCCCAGACACCUCCACCGAUUCCGGCAUGUGCUGCUCGGAGCCCACACAGAGCCGGCGGUUCAUGGAGGAGCUGGACUUUGGUGUCGACGACGAGGAGCCUUGCCCGUCACCGGGGCCGGAUGAGGUCGGCAAACGCUACUGGAGCAACAGUUUCCUGGUGGAUCUGGUGGCAGUGGCAGCCCCCGUGUUACCCACCGUGGCCUGGCUGUACUCGCGACACGGUGUGGACGGAAACUCCCCAGUCUACAACAUUCCUGCUCUUAUCAGGGGCUGUUGCAUCAUGGGAUUGCACUCUCUUCGCCGCGUCACUCACAGGCCGAAUGCGUAAUGGCUUCCAACCCGCAUGCACGCGCCUCACCUUGAAAAAGUAAAAGCACUUAAGCAUCUUUUCGACUGUUUGUGAGAUUAUUGUUUUGUUUUUUUACACCUGAUAUCAAUGCAGUUAUUUGGGUUCCAACACUGUUACUUUGCACUGUAAAGUUGCCAUGAGUUGAAGCAAAAUUGGUGACAUGAAAGGGAUUAUUUAUAACGGGGUUAUAUAUAUAUAUAUUUAUUUAUUUAUCAUCCAUGUAUAAGCUGAUCAUCUGGGUAGAUGGUUAUGUGUUAUCAUUGUCCUGUGGUAUCCUUAGAUUUCCUUGUGUUUAAAAACAAAGUUCUUUAUGUUUAGGGAUGGGACUUUUUUGAAAGGUGAAAGACUGAAUGUUAGUUUAGUUCUGUUUGAUGGGUUCUGAAACUUAACGUUUUGAGUUAUUGUUCAAAAAAAACCCCUUCAGCCAAAGCUUUAAUGUGGGCUCACUGUUAACGUUUUGUGAAGAAUACUUCUUUUGCAAUGUUUCCUUUCCUCCCUGGGAGUAGAGCUUUAUUCGGUGCAGCCAGUGUAUUGUUCAUAGAAAUAAUUUGACGCUUCAACUGACACGUGUUAUGUGCCUGAGCUAUGUGCAAUAUUGGUGGUUUACAUCAGAUGUCCCUGUCACUUUAUUAUUAAAGCAUGAUGAAUUCCA